UCGAAACUAAGCUAACCUAAUCCAACCUGAGCGAAGAGUACGAUCAUUUAAUGAUAAACAGACAAUUCUAAACGAUUUAUACAUUGAAAAAUAAUUACAAAAUAACAAUAAUGUCAGAGGGAAUUUUGUUGAAAGGCUUAAGCCUUGAGAAAGAGGAAAAAGAUCCUACGACAUUGUCAAAGUUAUUUGACAAUGCUUUUGAACUGUACAACAAUAUUAAUAAUACGCAGGAGCCAACAAACAGUACAAAAGUACAGGCAGACGUCAGGCGAACAAUGCGUAUGUUUGAAGAUGCAACAAAACUGGUGUCUAUGGUGGACAUGUUCAGCGACAAUGAGUCUUUCGAGGAAGUAGCUACGGAGAAUGUCAAAUAUUUUUUACUACCAGCUCUACUUGGAAAGCUUACCACAAAAAUGUGUGGCGUCGACGACAGAUUGCAUCUCGUUAAAGUAGCAGAAAUAUAUUUUGUAGAUUUUUUAAAACGACUGAAAACAUACGGUUUGACAGAUGUAGAAGUACCAGAGAUUAAUUCAACAGAUGAUGAAAAGCAAGAUGCGGGAGAUAGUCAAAACAAAUCGCAAAAAGAACCACCGAAGAUGUUAGAGGAUAUGGUACUUCGUAGAAAUGCAAAGUUACAAAGAUACAGGCAAGAGAAAGAUUUGGAGUCUCGUUUGGAUAUCUUGAAGAAAAAUUUGGACAAUCCAAAUAUUGACGAUGAAACCAAGAGGGAAUAUUUUGUUACUCUUUUAAAAUUAUAUGCAGUUCAAAUAAUUGAGGAGUUAAAUUUAUUGGAUACUGAGAAAACACUCUUGGAAAAUAUGAAGAAAAUGGGACCAAUGCACACUUUGGCUUCCGAAUCACAGAAGAGUCAGAAACAUAAACCUGCUCCAAAAUUACAACCCAUUAUUAUUACACGUGAUGAAAUACAGAAGAAGGUUUUUGGAGCGGGCUAUCCCAGUUUACCAGUCUUAACAGUUGAUGAAUUCUAUGAACAAAGGGUUAAAGAUGGAGACUGGCCUGAUCCAUCACAGCGUAAUAUGGUAAAUUCUCGAUGUCUGCAAGAUGUAGCGAAUAAUAGCACAAGCGCAAACGAUGAGGACAACGAAGCCGUUUUGAAGGAAAAAAUGGAAGAAAAAGACGAUUCCGAGUAUCUCGAACGAGCCCGCGCGAUGGACGAAUACAAAGACACGCAUCGUCGCGGAUGGGGCAAUCGUGCUAAUAGAAGUUAAAUGUCAAGAGAUACACCGAAGAUUUUUGUGCGCGUUACAGAAUUCUGUAUCAUGGUAUGUUUUUUUACGUUUUUGUUUAUCUGAUAUUGAAGUUACGACGAAUUGUAAUGUGUCGAAUCAUAUUUUAAUCAGAUUUAGGCAAAACUGCAGGUCCAUCUUAAAAUAUUUAAAUUAUAUCUUGCAUUAUGGGAGGGAAGGAGGCGGUAAUUUUUUAAACAAAUUACAAACGUAUAUACACGUAUAUCUAUUUAUAUUUUAUCGAUUAAUAAAUCGUAUAUACUUUUGCAAACGAACCAUAAUGCAGUAUCUCCGUGAAACCUAUAAUUAAGGUAGUUUUAGUCGGUAACUCUCUCUCCUUGUGCAGAAUUGCAUUGUAUACUUAUGCGUGUACUAUAAAAUAUAUAAAGUUCUGCAGAAUGCGAAAGAGGGUAAACAGGUUCUUUUUAUUCGAACACGCUAUUGUUGCUUUAAAAGAGGCAUUAAAAGAGAGACAUA
This is a messenger RNA of Linepithema humile (Argentine ant), 1724 nucleotides long. It is a transcript of the gene Tap42, whose product is annotated as immunoglobulin binding protein Tap42. Gene Ontology annotation, molecular function: protein phosphatase 2A binding. Gene Ontology annotation, cellular component: cytosol. The record is from RefSeq and is a predicted model, not a curated record. NCBI's taxonomy places the organism in Eukaryota, Metazoa, Arthropoda, Insecta, Hymenoptera, Formicidae. Gene Ontology annotation, biological process: regulation of dephosphorylation; regulation of signal transduction.